Molecule: messenger RNA, 5387 nt
Organism: Lytechinus pictus (painted urchin)
Lineage: Eukaryota; Metazoa; Echinodermata; Echinoidea; Temnopleuroida; Toxopneustidae
Product: GTP-binding protein 2-like
Exons: 11
Coding region: 135-1667 (510 amino acids)
Biological process (GO): translational elongation
Molecular function (GO): GTPase activity; translation elongation factor activity; GTP binding
Source: RefSeq, a predicted model, not a curated record
GUCUUUGUAACACUUAAAAUCACUCACAACUCUCUUCUCUUUGUCUUUAAUUUCAGGCUGCAGAAGGCAACAUUGAGUACAAGUUGAAGCUGGUGAAUCCAUCCAGUAGUCGCUUUGAGCACCUAGUGAGCCAGAUGAAAUGGAGGCUGAGGGAGGGGCAAGGAGAGGCUAUCUAUGAGAUUGGUGUCGAAGACAAUGGGAUGCUAGCAGGUCUCUCCCAAGAAGAGCUGGAGGCAUCACUGAAUACUCUCAACAGAAUGGCAGCCAGACUUGGAGCUACAACGACAAUCCUGAGAGAGCGAUGUGUAGAUUGUGAAGGAGAAAACACUGGGAAGAAAGCCUGUGAAGUACUUGUGAGGAGAGUACCUGAUGACCAACAGUUCAUAGAUCUUAGGAUAGCAGUACUAGGUAAUGUGGAAGCAGGGAAAAGCACUCUCCUUGGGGUCUUGACACAGGGUGAGCUGGACAAUGGCAGGGGGAGGGCACGACUGAAUCUCUUCCGCCAUCUACAUGAAAUCCAGUCGGGAAGGACAUCAAGUAUUAGCCAUGAGAUACUAGGAUUCAAUAGCAGAGGAAAGGUUAUCAACUAUUGCGAUUCUCAGCAAGGUUGCUUAACAGCAGAGGAAAUCUGUGAGAAUGCCUCUAAGCUAAUCACACUGCUAGACCUUGCUGGACAUCAGAAAUACAUCAAGACGACCAUCUUUGGUCUCAUGGGAUACUCGCCUGACUUUGCCAUGCUUGUGAUCAGUGCAAGCACAGGAAUCGCCGGUACAACCAGGGAACAUAUAGGACUUGCCAUGGCCCUCCAGGUCCCCAUCUUCAUCGUGGUCAGCAAGAUGGACAUCUGCUGUCCAUCGGUCAGGCAGCGGACAAUCUCUCAGCUGACCAGGCUAUUGACUGGUCCUGGCUGCAAGAAGGUCCCUUACCAAGUCAACAAUGAAGAUGAUGCUGUCACAGCGGCAAUCAACUUCAACAACUCCAACAUAUGCCCUAUCUUCUGUGUGUCCAGUGUCACAGGAGCCAACAUGGAGAUGCUGAAGAAAUUCCUUUAUGUUUUGUCUCCUGCCAACACGUCCAUGGAACAGGAAAAACUAACACAGGAACUCACAGAAUACCAGGUGGAUGAGGUGUACAGUGUUCCUAAUGUUGGGAGAGUAGUAGGAGGUACAUUAUACAGGGGUGUCAUCAAGGAAGAUGAUGCACUGUUACUGGGACCGAGUGAGGAAGGAACCUUCAGCAAAGUGACCAUUCAGAGUAUACACAGGAACCGGUCAGCUAGCAGGGUGGUCAGGGCUGGUCAAGCGGCCACUCUGGCUCUCGGAGAGAUGGAAAUGCCAGUUAGGAAGGGGAUGGUCCUAGUGAGUGAGAAGCUAAAGCCAACACCUUGCUAUGAAUUUGAAGCUGAUAUCUGCAUCUUAUACCACACUACCUCCGUCAGUCGGGGAUACCAAGCUACUGUCCAUAUAGGAAACGUCUGCCAGAAUGCUAUUAUAUGUGACAUGGACAAGGAGUGUGUAAAAAUCAACGAGCAGGCGCUGGUUAAGUUCCGCUUCGUCCGGCAGCCUGAGUACAUCCGAGAGGGUGCAAGGAUCCUCUUCAGGGAAGGAACUGCCAAAGGUCUUGGACAAGUCACCAAAGUCUUUUCUCUAUCAGCUGUAGAAAGAUAAAGAGUUUUUCUCAAUGCAAUCCAUAGCUGUGAAGAUUAGAAAUAAUCAUGUUAAUCAUAAGCAUGAUGCAUAAUAUGCCAUUGAUCAAGAAUAAUCAGUUAUAAUGUCUUGCAGCUUACGUGAGUAUGAAAAGAAAUGGUGUUUCAUUCAGAGCAAAAUGGACUUAAAUUCACACUGCAAUUCUUAGUAAGAUGCAGUAUAUAGCCUAUCUUUAUUUUGGUCAGAAUACGCUUGUAGAAUGCAUGUUAUUGGGUAGUUUAUUAAAGGUAUAUUUUUUCUUUUACUGGGUAAGUCACAAAACACAUAAUACUUACACCUCCCUUAAAAAUCAAUUGUCAAGAGGUGAGUAUCAUCGAUUGUAUGUAAGAAUAUUGUAUCCCAUGUUGCUGAUAUCAUUUUUCAGUGGUAUAUUCUCAAACUUGGAUUUUUAGCAAUUCCCAAUGUCCACUCCAAGUUUUAAGGAGAAUCUGUAAGUCCCAAAAUGUGAAUUUUUUCCACUUUAUUCCUAGUAACAGAGUGAUAAGGAAUGCAAAGUACAACUUUGUGGAACCAAGUCAAAGAUCCUUCUAGUCAAACAGAGAAUCCCAGUACUUCUUAUCCAUGGGGGCCUAUCUAUUUAAACAAAAAGCCUGAAAUGAGUUUGAAGAACUGAUAUUUCUUCAUUCAUUUUCAUUGUGUAGUAGGUACCUUACUUGGGCAAGUGUUGGUCCUGAAAAGGAUUGGGUGGUCCUUUUCAGGACCAACACUUGCCCACGAAAGAUACAUGGUGUUUGCCUUCAAUACGAAUGGCUCAUUGUCAGCCAAUUGGCAGUAACAAUGUACAUUUAUUUCUUUGGGGAUUUUUGCAAAUUCAGAUUUAAGAUAAAUUUCAAAAUUUGUGACACCUAUCCCAAGUAUUUUACUGAUGACAUUCAUCUACUUCCAAUGAAAUGUUAUCUUGCCUGUUGCAAAUAUUUUUUUAAGCUGUAGUCUUGUUGUUGUACCAUCCUUGUAGUUUUAGCAUUGUAUAUAGUUUUAUGCAUCUAUUAUAUAUUUUUACGGUACUGAAUUUUAAUGAUUGUAAAGCAUCUUUGUGGGUGACGAUUACUUCAGCAACAAUUGUACCUCAAUGGUUUAUAAAAAAAAAAGGUGUUUCAUUGCAGUUGCACCCUUUACUAGUGCUCUAAGAGCGGGGCCUCGUUUCAUAAAACUUGCUAUUGAUAUCAGGAUACAAGCUAUGUUCUUCCACUACUUAAAUUGUGUCAUUUGAAAUGGCUGAAGAAAAAGAUUAUCAUGGAAUUGGAGGAUUUGUGAUAAAAGGUACUGUUACAAGAGCAGUUAUCUUUGGAUCAUUUGUUGCAAAAUACUGGAAGCAGAAUCAUUGCUAAGCUUUAUCUUCUGAUCUGUUAAAAGCAAAAUUUGUUCAUUAAUUGCUAAUGCAAAUUCAAAUUCAAAAUGUUCUCCCUGUCUUCUUUUUACCUAUAUGUGCUGUCACUGCUGUCUGUUUAUAAUGUAGAUUAUCUUAUAGCUGUGUACAUUUCCUUCCUAGAUAGUCCUGUAAAUAGUGUACAAAAUAGAGUUCAUUUUAUAACUUUAUGUAAAUAUUGGGAGCUCUCUAUAAAUUUGUGUGUGACAUAGGCUUGCAGUGGCAAGACUGUAUUGGUAGAUCAUACUUUCUGGUGGCAUGUGUUUUUCAGUCAAAUGAAGUUGAAAAUUAGUUUGAGAGGGUAGACUAGCCAAUGGUUGUUGUAAGACCUAUGAUACGCUCAACUUUCCAGCAUCAUCCGUUGCAUGAUGAAUAAGUGUGUUGUUGGCUUAUGGAAAUUUAUUUUAUUUACAUAUCUCAUUAACGGGUUUCACUUUAAAUACUGCUGAAUGUUUCUGCUGUAUGUUGCUGAAUUUUAUUGCAUCAUAUCUGAAUACCCUGGUCAGACUGAAAAGUGCAUGUCACACUUUAUAAGAAGUAUCCUCUACCACUCAUAUUUAUUUGGUUGCCAAUUUGAAGUUUGCAUAUCGAGCCAAUGCCAAAAAUGUCUUUUAACUGUUGAUCAGUCAUGCAAUAGUCAUCAUUUACUGAGGAAAUUAACUUGUGAUUGUGUAGUUUGAGUAUGUUUGUUCCACUAAGAUCAGUAGCUUUCUGUGUUCUUGGAAAAGCAUGGUUUAUUUGUAUAAUAGUAGUGAUAUUAAUAAUGUAAAAAAAAUAACAAUGAUAAUAAUUUUAGAUUUUUCAAAAAGCGGGUCUUGGGAGAAAGAAAAUUGUUUAAUAAACUAAUAUGAAUGGGGUGGGAUUGAGGGCAACUUAUUAUGUACUUAUUUCAUUUUCCGUACAUUUUAAUAAUAGUAAUGUAAGGCAUUUAUAAGAGGCAAAUUUUCUAGUUGACUAGAUAUUACCCCAGCUUUAGCCAACAGCUGCGUAGAGGCCCUUGGUGCAUUAAAGAAAUUAAUCCUUACCUCAUCUGGGUUGAGUAUAGCAUGAUGUUAAUCAGUUCCUUGCCCAAAGGAAAUUACGCCAUGGUUGGGAUUCAGAUUCAUGACCCUCUGUUUUAAAGCCUUGAGUCAACCACUAGAGCUCAAUGCUCCACUUUUUAACAAAUUGUAAAGGUUUUAGUAAAGGUAAUGGUGAUAAUAAGAGAACACUGUUAUGAGUUCUUGGGUAAUAUGACAUUCAUGAUGGUUAUAAAUACACAUUUAUAGAAAUAUGUGUAUUUACCUUACUGUUUUCAGAGUCGUUAUCCCACCACUUAACGUACCUACCAGACGAUUUGGUUGACUUUAUAUUUUUUUUCAAUUAGGAAUUCAUUUGAGUAUUAGGAGAGUAUAUAUUUUGUUACAUCCAUGUGUGCUUCAAUACUUUUUUUUUUUAUUGAUUGUUGUUAGUGUGAAUGUAACAGCUUUGGUUUAUUUAUUAUUUUAACUUGUUGAGCUUGUUGCUUUGUUUUGUAUCUUAUCUCAAUGACCUAGUUAGAGAUUUUCCUCAUGUUGUCUUUUCAAUCAUAUUUUUGUCUUAACUUGCCAGGCUUCUUAUCAGACAGGAUUUUUUUUACAUUUGAAGUCUGUCACCCAUUUUAAUGAUAAAUAUUGAUGUAUGACAUGAUUAACAUGCCAAUAUUACAUGAACAAUUCAUACAUAUAUCAAUAACGCCGUGCACCUACAUUAGGUCCAUGUUUAGACUUUACUACUACCAUUGUAUGAAUGCAGGCAAAAAUAAAAUGAGGGAAAAAUAAUUGAUAUUCAUUAAUAAAACCUGGAGUAAUUUAUGGCAAUGUUUACAAGAUGUGUUUAAGAUUGAAAUUACUCUAAUCCAUUUUCUGUGUAAUUUAAUGAAUGUUGACAGAAAUUUUCAUUAAUGUACAUGUGAUUUAGAUUUCUAAAAUGUCAAUUAUAAUCCAGAAAAUAAUGUCAUCUCCUUGUAGUUAAUUAAAAUGUUGUGGAUAUCUGUAUUCGCCUUCUAAUGAAACAUGUAGAUUUCACCUUAUUUAUAUCCAAGUAAUGUUCAUAAUUUAUUAUGAAAAUAGUCAACUGUUUUAUAAGAAGGCUUCAGUUGUAGUUAUGGCUUUAUGCUAUGGCUCACUGAAUGGUUUGUUAAAUAAUCAUAUGGUCUAUUGUGAAAAUUUAAAAAAUAAAAUGCUAUAACUUCUGAUGACAGAAGUUGGUAUGUUGGAUUUCUAAAUGUUCAAUAUAAUCAAAUAAUACAAAAGACAAAUGUUAACAAGUUAGGAUUAAACUUUUUAGAAAAAUCA